Messenger RNA from Plasmodium malariae, 2886 nucleotides. It is a transcript of the gene CAF1, whose product is annotated as chromosome assembly factor 1, putative. Gene Ontology annotation, molecular function: nucleosome binding; protein binding. Gene Ontology annotation, biological process: chromatin organization; DNA-templated transcription. Bases 1 to 2886 code for a protein of 961 amino acids. The transcript is spliced from 2 exons. Lineage: Eukaryota; Apicomplexa; Aconoidasida; Haemosporida; Plasmodiidae. The record is from RefSeq and is a predicted model, not a curated record. Gene Ontology annotation, cellular component: nucleus; HIR complex.
AUGCCACAUGUUUACUUACCGCAAAUUUUAUGGCAUAGCAAAGAUAACAAAAGAAGCGAUCGAAUUUAUUCCAUAGAUAUACAACCAUAUCCAAAUUAUUAUAGUGUCAAAAAAUUAAAUAAGAGAUAUGAGUUAUUUAAAAAAUUUUUAAAAGAUAAACAGAACAAAUAUGAAAUAAAUUGUUCAGAAAAAGAUGAAGCAAGCAAAAUAAAUGAAAUAACUUUGUCUUCCAACAAUACAAGUAGCCCUUUAAAGAAAGAUAAGGACACGCAUUACAUGAGUAGAAAUAAUUCCAUAAACCAUAAUAAUGAAAAUUAUACAAGUGCUAGUGCAAAAGGUGAUAUAUCUUCAAUUGAUGGUGUUAACGUAAAUAAUUUAAUGAAGGAGGAUAAUGAUUAUGAAACUAAUUCAGUAAAUAAAAUUAUACAUAACAAUUCACGCAAAGGUGAUAGUCCUAUUCCUACAACUUUACAAAAUGAAGAUGAAAAAAAAAAAAAGUUUAAUAUAGCUACCUGUGGUGCAGACGAAUUUGUACACUUAUGGAGAAUUUAUAUGAAAGAUGAUUUAACAGUCAAAUGUUUAAGUAGGUUUAUAGGUCAUAAUGGUGAAAUAAACUGUGUACGUUUUAAUAAAAAUGGUAGAUAUUUAGCCAGUGGUGGUGAAGAUAAAUUUAUAUAUAUUUGGGAAAAAAGCAAAAAACCAAAAAAUAUUCCAUUAGGUUAUGAUGUAAGUUUCUUAGAUUAUAAAGAAUGGUGGAAUAUAGUAGGAUCUUUUAGAUGUAGUGGAGUUAUAAAUAGUAUCAUUUGGUCAAACGACGAUACUUUAUAUAUAGGUAAUGAGGAUAAUAAUAUAAAUAUUAUCGAAUUUGUUAAAAAUUCCAACUGCAAAGUUAAGGUUUUAGAAGGUCAUACAGGUAUUAUUCAAGGUAUAUCGUUAGAUACUAAUAACGAAUUUUUAGCAUCACUUAGUGCUGACCAAACGCUCAAAAUAUGGAAAAAGAAGGUUGAUGGAAAAUCGUGGAAACUUGAAAACUCUAUAAAAAAUAUUAAAACAGAUCAACUUGAAAAGCGCACUACAGCUUAUGUUAUAUAUAAUGAAUAUGAAUAUAACGAAAAAAGCACAGAAAGAAAUGAUCAAUAUAAUAUAUAUAAAAAAGAAGAGAACAAAGAUACGCAAAAUAGGCAUAUUGAUUUACCAGAAAACGAUGUUAAUGAAAAAACGAAUAUGACACAGGAACAAAACGAAAAAGAAAUCAGGAAACAUGCGAUCGUGGAAGAUGUUGAAGCGGAAGGUGAACAGAAAGAAGUAAAAGAAGAAGGAGAGAAAGAAGGAGAAGAACGAGUAGAAUUAGAAUUAGGAGACAAAAAAAAAUACAUGCGAAAACAAGAAGAUGUGGGGGACGAAGGACAGGAAGAGGAAGAAGAGGAAAAAAAAUUAAAAAGGUGCUUAUUCUCAAGUGAAGAAAUGCUUCCAUCUUUUUUUAGACGUAUCGAUUUUUCACCAAAUGGGGAAUUUUUAAUAGCACCAAGUGGUAUUCAAUUUGAACAGGUUGAAAAAAACCACGAAAAAAAUAACAAACAAGAAGAAAAUAUAAAGAUAAAUUAUCAAAUGAAAGCCUACAGUUGCUUUUAUAUAUAUCACAAAAACUUGUUUAUUAAGUAUAAUAUUCCAUUUUUUACAGUAUUUUCUCAAACCAGUCAUUUUUUAGUGGCAAAAUUUAACUAUAAUACUUUUAAGUUAAGAACACACCAAAAUAUUCUUAAAAGAUGUUACAAACUUUUCAUGAAUACUGAUUCUGACUCAGAGGAAACUACAUUACAUUCAGAUAAAAAAAGGAAAACAUUCGACGAAAUUAUGUUUUUCAAUGAAUUAAAAAACCACGACAAUCUCUUAAAAUUAAAUUAUGAAAAAACAUUAUUAUUUAACGAUAUUGAAAUUCAAGAUGAUAUAAGUGAAGAUGUUAGUAGCACUAUAUCAGACAGCGAUUUGUAUUAUGACGACAUUAAGGAAUCUUUGAAGGAUUCUAUAGUGGAUUAUGCUUCGUCGAAUAAUUUAGAUAAAACUGAAGAAAUGGAAAGGGAAAAAGGACAAGAAGAUGACGAUGUGGAAGAAGAGGAGGAAAAUGAAGAGGAAAACGAGGAAGAAAACGAGGAAGAAAACGAGGAAGAAAACGAGGAAGAAAAUGAGGAGGAAGAUGAGGAAGAAAAUGAGGAGGAAGAUGAAGAGGAAAACGAAGAAGAAAAUGAGGAUUACAAGAAGCAAUGCUUAAAAGAGGAGUUUCAAAGAGAAAACGGUGCAGAAUUGAAGGCAGAGCAACAUGAACUAAAAAAUAAUGGGAGCAACAAAUGUAAAGAUAAUAGUUGUAAUGAAGAAAAAAUAAAUGAGCUAGAUAUGUUGUGCGAAAGUAAAGAUAAAAAAGAAGAAAGAUUUAUAUAUACUUUAGGAACAUUUGAUGGAAGUGUAUAUUUUUAUGAUAGUGAAAUUCUAGAUGCACCAAUUAGUAUUAUAAAGAAUAUACAUUUAUGCCCUAUUACAGAUAUAUCAUGGAAUAAUUUAGGAAAUAUAUGUGCAUGCUCAAGCUCGGAUGGAUAUGUUAGCUUUUAUUAUUUUCAUAAAAAUGAAUUAGGGGAUAUUAAAACAUACAAAAACUAUUAUUUUGACAAGAAAUGUAAUGAUUUAAUAUUCGAUGAGGAUUAUUUUGAAAACACUUUUUACGAUGAAGUGAAUUUUUUGAAUAGAGACGAUUCAAAUGAUUACACUUCAAGCGAAGAUGAAGGUGAUUAUGAUAAUUUACCAUCAAAUAAGGACGAAACGAAAGUUCGAAGAAUUAAUUUAGUAGUCGGCAAUGCAGCAAAAUUUGUGUUAGAACAAAAUGCAAAAAAGUGA